This is a messenger RNA of Talaromyces proteolyticus, 1491 nucleotides long. RefSeq lists its product as uncharacterized. Gene Ontology annotation, biological process: regulation of transcription by RNA polymerase II. Gene Ontology annotation, molecular function: DNA-binding transcription activator activity, RNA polymerase II-specific; zinc ion binding. Lineage: Eukaryota; Fungi; Ascomycota; Eurotiomycetes; Eurotiales; Trichocomaceae. Bases 43 to 1353 code for a protein of 436 amino acids. The transcript is spliced from 4 exons. The record is from RefSeq and is a predicted model, not a curated record.
CACAUUCCACGAUAUGAUACCAAUAAGACAACAAAUCUUAUCAUGUCAUUUUAUGUAUCAUUUCCCAUCGCCGGCGCCCCAAAUUCCACACCUUCUUGGCAGGAUUAUACCAACACGUUCCUUCUUUCAUCGACAUCGAAUGCGGAACCUACCCUUGUCGAGGUCCCCAAAGCUCUGAAUAUUGAUCCUGCGAGGAAAAGGCGGGCACAUAAAAAGUCCAACACAGGGUGUGAAAAUUGCCGAAGACGGCGAGUCAAGUGUAGCGUAGAGACACCAUGCGCAAGCUGCACUCACAGAAGAGAAAAAUGCCAGCGACUCAAACGCAGUCCAAGUUUUUCCAUCAUGAGAACCGAAACUCCUCUUCCUCGGCCAACAACAAUCGAUGCUUCCGUGAACCUGGUUCACAUGAAAUUGUUCCACCACUUCCAAACAUACACGCGAGAGACGCUUCUUUUUACCCCCGUAGUCUGGGGUCAUGCACUCCAGUUAUGCCUUGAGUUUGAAUUUUUGAUGGACGCUGUCCUUUGCAUUGCAGCGCGCCAUCUGGCGGCGCUUCGGCCUGAAGAUCCUACAUAUCCAACAGCUGCAGCGAGCCAUUUUGGCCGCUGUCUAUCCCAGUUCCGCCAUGCGCUAUCAAACAAUUUGACCUCAACCCACAUUGAUGCCUUCGUCGCAACCUCGCUUUUGUUACAAUAUGAGCUAUGGGCCGAUGUUGACCUGUGUGCACCUGAAAUGAAUGCUGGCGACGCGUCGUUUGACGACUCAAUGAACGACCGCAUGUUUAUAUUCUGCUCGAGCUUGAAGCAAGUAUUUCUGAAAAAUAUCACGCUCACAUACGGCACGUCAUCCGUGUUUAUGCCGCAAGUUCGACACGACCCUCGGGAUCUACUGGUUGAGAAACCGAUCAAUACCGAGUUUCUUAAACUCUCUUUCUUGUACACCCGAAGCACAGAGUUAGCGAACUCGAACCCUUGGAAACACAAUGCCUCGCGGAUUCAAGAAAACGCGUUCGAUACAGUAGAAGAUGUGUACACUCCUAUCAUCAUUCAACUGUGUCUUAUUCUUUCCUUUCUCCCAGAGGCGCAACCCCCAUCCUUGGCGAACGCCAAAUCACCCCUGCUACCAGAAUUGGCAAGAUUUAUACUUUCCUUUCCGCUUGUUUGCCACGGUUCUUUUGCAACCCUGGUUCAGCAAAGAGAGCCACGCGCACUGCUGCUGCUAUAUCACUUUUAUCGAGCUGCUAGAAUCCUUCUUCCUUUUGAAAAAUACUGGUGGGCGCAUAAGCGGGCGACUGUCUCGGAAAUAGCCCUAAAACAAUGGUUGACCAGAAAAAGCGCCAAAGUCGCUGUUUAAUAUGCCGACCUGUGCUAAUAUUAUUUUCGGCGAAUGAGUUUACGAUAGACCUCGUAAAACUUAUGUUAAUAAUCUCCUGAUAACCCCAAUCUUUAAUAUCUACUGAUUUAAAACAAAGCCAGGAAUCACUGGUUCUUG